UGUUCAGAGUACAUGGCUGGAGUUGAGGCAAUAGGAAUUAGCAAACCAAGAACUGACCCAGAUGAUGUUGAUAGAGGAUUAAGGGGCAAAGGGACAAUGGUGACAGUGUCCAAGCUUGAACUAGAUCAAGCUCAAUUAGUCGUGAUGAACAAUAACGCAGAGGUUCAACCAUAUAUAACGUAAGUACCUUUUGUUUGAUUAACAUUACUUAAGUCACGAUGAACAAUAACUUGAUUUAUCUUACUUGUUUUACAGUGACCAUAUGGAGCUGUUACAAUCAAUGGUUCCAAGAAAUCAAAAAAAUAAACAAAAAUGGGUUAUGCGGACCAACAUCGUCAAACUUUCAUUGGGUGGUUAAGGAAUACCAUUAUAGCAAAGUUGAACGAACCGAAUCAUGGAGUAUCUGAUGUGUUGAGUCGUAUUGCCCUUGGACCAACUUUUGCGGUUGCAAAGCAUGAAGCGUACAUUGUAAGGGGUAAACGUUUUCAUACAAAGUCAAGAGAUGAUGCUCGAGAGGUUCAAAAUAGUGGUAUACGUAUCGUCGCAGAAACUAUGCACUUUGCAAGUGCAAAAGAUAGAAACCCUGUUUUAGGUACUAUGACGUAUUACGGGGUCAUUGAAGAAAUAUGGGAGCUCAAUUAUUUUGCGUUCCGAAUUCCACUUUUUAAGUGUUCUUGGGUUGACAACAACGUUGGAGUAAAAACUGACGAGCUUGGUUUUACUUUGGUUGAUUUAAGUAAGAGAGGAAGCAAGAAUGAUCCAUUCAUCAUGGCUAGCCAAGCAGCUCAAGUUUUUUACAUUUCUGAUCCGGCUAAUGAUAAAUGGUCUAUUGUUUUAUCGACACCAGAGAGGAGGUUCUUAGAGACUGAAGAGGAUGAGGAGAAUGCUGACUUAUGUUACGAUGACUUCAUUGUUGGACAACCAAUUCAUGAGCAACUCAUGGGAAUUGAUCGUAACAUUGAGGAAGACGACGCUGAAUACAUUAGAAACGAUAUCAAUGAGGGAAUAUGGGUCAAUUGUGAUUCAGGCAAACAUAAACAAAAAAAGAAAAGAAAACGUGUCUAAUUGACAUGGCGAACUCAGAAUCAGGAUCUGAUUCGGGAGCAGAAAAUGAGUGUCCAACCACAAUACCUACACGAGGGCCGACGCAAAUGAAUGAAAUAUCCAAACUAAUGGAUCAGGGCAAAAGAGUGGCCCUCGAAGUUAAUGAUAAAGGUCAAUUUUUGGGAUCAUUCAAUUACAACCGUUAUGCUGCCGAAAUUUCGGUAGAAAUUAGAUAAAAUUUGAUAUAUAUAUAUAUUAUGUUCUGUUUUGUUUAGGGUCCACUCGCUCAACCGCCCUCAAGACGUGAUGCGUCAAAGGGGAAAGCUCCGAU
Cannabis sativa is the source of this 1375-nucleotide messenger RNA. RefSeq lists its product as uncharacterized. The transcript is spliced from 2 exons. Bases 313 to 1065 code for a protein of 250 amino acids. NCBI's taxonomy places the organism in Eukaryota, Viridiplantae, Streptophyta, Magnoliopsida, Rosales, Cannabaceae. The record is from RefSeq and is a predicted model, not a curated record.